Dendrobium catenatum is the source of this 2576-nucleotide messenger RNA. RefSeq names its product glutathionyl-hydroquinone reductase YqjG. Gene Ontology annotation, cellular component: cytoplasm. NCBI's taxonomy places the organism in Eukaryota, Viridiplantae, Streptophyta, Magnoliopsida, Asparagales, Orchidaceae. The transcript is spliced from 7 exons. The record is from RefSeq and is a predicted model, not a curated record. Gene Ontology annotation, molecular function: glutathione transferase activity. Bases 1373 to 2347 code for a protein of 324 amino acids.
AAGGCUGUUUGGCACGGGAUUUGGCCGCAGAAGCUCUCCAAAAGGGAGGUCGCUACCUUCACAGCGGCGAGCUCCUGUGUUGAUUACGAUCAGACAUGAAGGAAAUGUCGUUGGAGGAGCGAAGUCAAACAGCACGGAGGCGAAGGAGCUACAGGAUUUGGCCGAGAUAGCACACGAAAGGGAGAUCGUUAACUUCACAACGAGCGGCUCCCAUGAUUGGCUCCGAUCAAAAUGUCGUGACUUCUGGUCCGACUGAAGGGAACGUCGUCGAGGGAGGAAGCCGAAGACAUGCACGAUAGGGAGAAAGUGACCUUUACUGCAAGCGAGCUGCCGCGAUUUCUUCCGAUCAAAUUGUUGUAGCUUCCGAUAGACGGGAAGGGAAAGUUGUCGAAUGAGCGAAGUCGUCCGGACACGAAGGAGGCGCGAAAGGGAGAAAGCUUCCUAUCAAAGCGAGCGAGCUCUGAUGUUGUUUCCGAUCAAACCGUUGUAGCUUCUGGUCGGACAGGAGAAGGGAGGAUCGUGGAAGGAGCGAAGUCGAAUGGCGAUGAGAGAGUUAGAGAGCUUAGGAGAGUGAAAGAGCGAGAAAGAGGAGGCCGAAGGCCUCAUCUCUUUGGCCAACGACGCGAGCGAGUCGUGCGACGUGGGUCAUGCGAAGCUCGACUUGCCGAGAUCGUUGGAUUGCAUGGAAGUCUUCUUUCUAUGAUGCUCCAGAUCGCUGAACAGGAUUCUAGAUUAAUCACAUAUGGCAGAAUUGAUGCUGAUAUCGUGGAACAAAUUGCUGCAGCAAGAUUUUGAUCAAUCAAAAUCCAUUCUGCGUAUUGUGGAUUUGCUACGAUUCUGCCUUCAUCUGUCUGCGUAUCUUUCGCCGGUGGACACGCAUUUGGAAGAAGAAAUUGUAGAAACCCAUUUGCCUUGAGUAGUUUAAUGAUUUGUGAUUUCCAGAUUGUGUAAUUCUCACUCGUCAGUUGAGUAGGUACCAUAUUUCGAAUAUUGGAGAUCACGAACUUGAGUGAAGCAGGGAUUGUAGAUCCUUCUGUCAUGGCUUCUGUUGGUUCGCCAAUUUGAGACGAAACAGAGGAUUGUGCCAUUAAUAGCGUAGCUCUGAUACCAUGAAGAGAUAUUCAGAUAAUUCUUGUAUUCACGUGUGAGAUUACAAGACUAGUAUUUAUAGACAUUUUACAGAACUAUCUAGAAUUCCAAGAAGUGAGCUGGCACUCGUUUGUUAUAACUGUCGCUGAGCUGUCCUUCCAGUUGGUUGAGAAUACUGCAGACAGGGCUGAAGGGCAAGCAAUUGGUGUUUGCAUUUUAGAAGAAUCAAUUAACCAUUGUUGUGUUAUUUUUCAAGUUGUGGAUUCUUCAGUAAAUACUUUCAAUGUCUCGUUCUUCACUUGAUGAGGUGUCACCGACUGGUUCUUUCAUCCGCACACCUUCAACCUUUCGCAAUUUUAUUUCAAAAGAUUCAGCAUCCCAGUUCCCUGCAGUAUCUGGAAGAUACCAUCUUUACAUAUCUUAUGUAUGCCCCUGGGCAUCUAGAUGUUUGGCAUAUUUGAAGCUCAAGGGGCUUGAGAAGGCCAUUGGUUUCACGGCAGUAAAAACCAAAUGGGAAAGGACCAAAGAGACUGAUGAGCAUUUGGGCUGGGUCUUUCCUCGUUCUACCACAGAAGAACCUGGGGCUGAUCCCGAUCCUUUGAAUGGAGCCAGGAGUAUCAGGGAACUUUAUGAGCUUGCAAAUUCAAAUUAUUCAGGAAAAUAUACUGUUCCUGUCCUUUGGGAUAACCAGCUUAAAACAAUUGUAAAUAAUGAGAGUGCAGAAAUAAUCCGAAUGCUCAACAGGGAGUUCAACGAAAUAGCGGAAAAUCCUGAUUUGGACUUGUACCCCUCUCACCUGCAAGCAGUAAUUGAUGAGGUCAAUGAAUGGGUUUAUGAAUCGAUAAACAAUGGUGUAUAUAAAUGUGGUUUUGCUCAGAAACAAGGGCCUUAUGAAGAGGCUGUAGUAAAGUUAUUAGAUGCUUUGGACAAAUGUGAGGAGAUACUAAGCAAGCAGCGCUAUAUUUGUGCGAAUGAGCUGACAGAGGCUGAUAUUCGUCUUUUUGUAACUUUGAUUAGGUUUGAUGAGGUUUAUGCUGUUCAUUUCAAAUGCAGCAAGAAACUCAUCCGUGAAUAUCCGAAUCUCUUCAAUUACACCAAAGACAUUUACCAAAUCUCUGGCAUUAGUAGCACUGUUAAUAUGGAACACAUUAGGAAGGGUUACUAUGGAAUGCUUUCUCUUAAUCCUUUUGGGGUUAUUCCAAUUGGACCCAACAUAGAUUAUUCCGCUCCCCACGAUAGAGAAAGGUUCACUUAUUAGAAAUGUGUGCGCUGUUUUCUUCUUUUUUUCCUACAGAUUCUUGGAACUUCAUUCUGAAAAAUAUCCUUGUUGUAAAGAGCUAUGGUGCUCGUUAUCCUUUGUAUGGCUGGAUUGACAAAUAAGCUUGUGCUUAGCUGUGUGCGCACUCUCACUAUUUAUGCUUGAUUAAUUUGUUAUCAUAUGACAAAUCUAGUUUGUUUUACAAGAAACUUUUGCUAGUUCUUCAGAA